GUGCCUCCUCCUCCUCCUUUCCCCCCCCCCCCUUCCCCGCGGCCCCGGCACCCGCCCCCGCCCGCCCGCUCCCGGCCUCUGCGCGCCGCCCGCCCGGGCCGUGCCGGAUCGCGACGCCCUGCGGCGAGGGCGGGCGGCGGCAGCGGGGGCGCCUCAUCCCCAUCCCGCAGCCGGGCGGCUGCCGAAGAGGCGGCAGAGGAGGCGGCGCUGACGCAGCAGCGUGGAGCCCGGGACUCGGGCGCCUCGGGAGGGCUCCCGUCGCUGGAUCUCGCCCCGGCCGGGGCCUGCGGCUGCCCCGCGGCGCGGGAGCGCGCCCCGGAUUGGACAUUGAUCCUAUGACGCAUGCCCGGAAGAAACAACUUUUCCUUCUGAAACAUCCAACUGGUUCUGCUGGCCAAGCUUCAUCACCAACAGGCGGCAGGAGGAUGGACAGGACCGAGGCAGAGUGUGGCGAGCAGAGGGAUGGAGAUGCCACCGAGGCUGCGAACUGUCCGAGUGGGUUUGCAGGGACGAACAAAACCAAGAAUUUGCAUGAAGUGCGAAAGACGUACCCACUGCGGAGACGCAUGCACCCCUCGGUGAACAAAAAGACCUGCAAAGUGCUCCUCACCAGGCUGGAGGAUGUGGCUGGAUCUCUGUCGAAACAGACCCAGAGCUGUAAAAAAAAGGACCUUCCUAGCUGGAUGGAGGGUUUGGGACCUACUUUGUUCCCCGAACAGGUUCAGCCUGUGGGAGCAGGGAAGAGUGAUUCAUCUGGGGAAAAGUGCACAAUAAUGUAUCCAGGGACAGAGCAAGACCUUGAUACUGCUCAGUCAGAGCCCAGGAAGCGCAGGCUGGCCUCGUUGAACGCAGAGGCAGUGAACAAUCUGCUUUUCGAACGGGACGACGGCUUAUUAUCUGGCAGGCGUUUUCGGAGAGACUCCGUUAAAGCUGGUGGAGACUGUGCUGUUAAGAGCUUGCAUUGCAAAGCUGGUGACAACUGGCCUGCAUUGGAAAAAACGGCGGUGAAAACAGGUAAAGGAAAAAACCGGCAUGAGCCCAGUCAGAAAUGCAAUAGCUGUGACCAUUCACUAGAUGAGGUCUUUGAUGAUGGGACAAAGAGGGAGGAUGGUGCCAUCUCCUAUCAUCCCACCCCAAAGAGACUGGCCAGCCUGAAUGCCGUGGCCUUUCUGAAGCUGACCCAUGAGAAAGACCAACCCCUGAAGCAGAGGAGUAAAUCGGACGGAGAGGGCAAGUCCGAGAACCACUGUUCAAAAUCUACGCUCAAAUGGGCCAAAGCCAGUAGGAAGAAUUGUGUCAAAUCCAAGAAGGAGAUGGCUAGCUUAAAAAUGGAAGGUCAGCGUGGCUGGCGAGGACUUACUCUAGGCGCUUUUGGGAAAGGAGAGCAGUGGGACUCCUCUAGGCUCUACGGGACGACAGAACCUGUCGCUUACGAGUCGCUGUCUAGUUCCUACGCUAGCACGGAGGGUUUCUACCACAGACUGCCUUUGCUUAUGGGUGGACAAGCUUCCAUGAAGCCGGAGUAUGGAAGACCCGGAGAGAAAUCCCCGACCCCCAAACAGGAGUUUCAUCAGCCUUCCUUUCCUGUGCAGCAGUUCCCUCCUUUGCCUGUGCCCGGAAAUCACACGGAUUGUGGAUGUCUCUACGAAUCCUCGGAUCUGACCCCAUUGAACGGGUUUUACGUUUAUUAUGGCCAAAGUGGAUACAGUGGCUACUCUCACUGCUCCGUUUAUCCCAAGGACGAGCUUUCACAAUCUGCUACCUGCGAGGGGCUCUUGGUAUCGCCCAGUUCCUUGCCAUCAGGUGCUCAUUUCCAGCCACUCCACUGGUGUAACUCUCCGUACUGUUGUGGAGAGGGAACGGCAAUUAACAGUUACAGCGUCUGUGGAGUCGUGCACGUGCCAGAGGGCAGGAUUAGCAGCGUGCACGCAGGACGGAACAACUACCCUUACAAAAUGCCUUUUGCAGCAGAAGGCUGCAAGUCUCUGGACCAGCUGAACCUCACAAUCCCUGUGGCAGGGCACCCCGCGUCACCUGCCCACCCGCUCUCAGGAUGUCCUGUACCCAGCGUGCCACCGGCUGCAGAACCCGUUCCUCACCUGCAGACCCCCAACUCUGACCCUCAGACCAUGGCCCGAGAAUGUCCACAGAGCUCAAAGCCUCCCAGCGGCUCCAAAUCCGGUCUCCGAAAUACUACGGGCUGUCUCCACGCCUCUGACAGCAAAGCAGCGGGAGGGCAUUCCCAUCCAAAGCAGCAACGCAUUAGCAGGAGGAGAGCUACCAACGGCUGGAUGCCCGUCGGCACAGCCUGCGAGAAGGCCGUCUACGUUGUGAAUGAACCAGAGCCGGCUGUUCGCAAGAGCUAUCAGGCUGUGGAGAGAGACGGCGAGAUUAUCCGGGUACGAGAUACUGUCCUCUUGAAAUCAGGCCCCCGGAAGAAAUCGAUGCCGUAUGUCGCGAAGAUAUCGGCGCUGUGGGAAGACCCCAAAACAGGGGAGCUGAUGAUGAGCCUCCUGUGGUAUUACAGACCGGAGCACACUCAGGGAGGCCGCAAUCCCAGUAUGCACCAGAAUGAGAUCUUCGCAUCCCGGCAUCAGGAUGAAAACAGUGUUGCCUGCAUAGAGGAGAAAUGCUAUGUGCUGACCUUUGCAGAGUACUGCAGAUUUUGUGCCUUGGCAAAGCGUCGAGUCGAAGGGAUCCCAGGCAGGAAAACCAUGAUGGUUCCUCCCUCGGAAGAGUACUCCACACCUCUGCACCGCAAGGUGCCCGAGGACACUGACCCCGAGCUGGUUUUCCUCUGUCGUCACGUCUACGACUUCAGACACGGGCGCAUCUUGAAGAACCCGCAGUAGCACCGUUCUUCGGUCGGACCGCGGUGAGGAGAAGCGGCACCGGAGAGCCGGCGGCAGGCUGACUGCCUGGGACAUCUGUGCGCUCCCGAUGACGUACCUUGUGCUGCUUGCGGACGAGAGCGCCCGGUGCUCUUCCCUCGGACUGAAAAGCGUGCGCAGGAGCAGAUCCCUGCGGAGGAAGGCAGCAGUUGAAAGCACAGCACUUCGUUAAAAGCAUAAAUGAAAAUAUAUACGUAUAAAAUAAAUAUAUGUAUAUAGAUAUAGGUACUUGCAUAUGUAAAUCUAUAUCUAUAUAUGUAUCUAGAGAUGCAUAUAUUGGGAGGGGUUUGCAGGGGAUAAAAGCCAGUAAACUGAGUCCAGAGCCAUCGCUGGUGGGGACGGUGGAAGGUGCAGGAGGGAUGCUUUGGCACGUUGUGCGAGUCAAGCUGUGACAGUUCUGUGGUUUUUGUGCCCUGGCGUGAGGUGUGAGGACUGAGAGCGGAUCCUUGGCAGAGCACAGGAGGCUGCUUUGUCCCACAGGACAGACUGUGAGGAUUCCCGGUGGGCAGAGCUUCGUCACAGCGCACCCGUUGCUCUGGAACCUGCCUGGAUGCAGAGUGGCCUUGUGUCGUGCUUGAAUCGGUUUUGCUCUGUCAGGGAAAGAGCUGACCCGUUUUCCCUCAUCCUUCUCUUCCCUCACUUCGCCAUUCUGUGAUUCACCGCCUGGACUGGGGCUCGCAGCCGGGCUUGGCAGUCGGCUCCGUCGCAGAGCAGAGCGGGAGCCGGCAGGAUCCUGGGCUUUACAUCCCCACGCGGUGUUAUGCAGAGCUGCGCGUCUCUCGCAGAUGCCCUGACCGUGCCCCGGAAAGCACAGC
Molecule: messenger RNA, 3706 nt
Organism: Grus americana (Whooping crane)
Lineage: Eukaryota; Metazoa; Chordata; Aves; Gruiformes; Gruidae
Gene: BAHD1
Product: bromo adjacent homology domain containing 1
Exons: 7
Coding region: 336-2852 (838 amino acids)
Molecular function (GO): chromatin binding
Source: RefSeq, a predicted model, not a curated record